AUGGCGGCGGCGAAGACAACCCUGAAAGCAGGGACAAGGCCGCCGUGGGUGGGUCUCGGGGCGGCGGCCUGGGUCCAGAUUGCAGCGGGGAAUGCGUACAACUUCCCGCUUUACUCCCAUUCCUUGAAAUCCGUGCUAGGUUUCAACCAGCAGCAGCUUUCUAUGCUUGGAGUGGCUAAUGAUAUCGGCGAGAACGUUGGGGUUAUCCCUGGAAUCGCCUGCAAUUACUUGCCUCCGUGGGUUAUUCUCCUCGUCGGAUCUUUGGCUUGCUUCUUUGGCUAUGGCGUCCUUUGGCUCUCCCUUAGCCGCACCGUUGAAGCCUUGCCGUACUGGGUGCUCUGGUUAGCACUAUGCGUUGCUACAAACAGCAGUGCAUGGUUAAGCACAGCGGUGCUAGUGACUAACAUGAGGAACUUCCCUCUCAGCCGAGGUACAGUCGCUGGCAUUCUGAAAGGCUACGGAGGAAUCAGUGCAGCGGUAUUCACCGAAAUCUUCAACAUCUUGCUCAAUGGAUCCUCCUCCAAGCUCCUCAUGUUCCUUGCAGUUGGGACUCCUAUCCUGUGUUUUGCAGUGAUGUACUUUGUGAGAGCUUGUACUCAAUCAUCUGGUGAUGACCCUUCUGAAAAUUCCCAUUUCCUCUUCAUCCAAGGAGCUCUUGUGGUGCUUGGAGUAUAUGUCCUGGCGAGCACUAUACUUGAUCACUUGCUGAACCUGAACCCUGUGGUUUGUUACACUAUUCUGGCGAUACUGUUCGCGCUCCUUCUGGCUCCUCUUGCUGUUCCCAUUAAAAUGACUUUUGUUCGAAUGAGGAGUAGCAAAUCAGUGUCCAUCGGCGAGCAGGUGUCCUCUACUGACUCCUUGGUGCAAGGGGAUGGGAGCAUGGAGAAAGCUGAGCCGUUGCUGAUGAAGACGUCUUCGUCCACAACUAUAAGUGAGAGCUUUAGGGAAUGCGACGAUGGAUCCGAGGUGGCAAUGCUUCUAGCUGAAGGGGAAGGAGCAAUAAAGAAGAAGAGGAAGCCUAGAAGGGGGGGAGGAUUUCAGUUUCAGUGA
This is a messenger RNA of Linum trigynum, 1050 nucleotides long. The record is from the annotation of a GenBank genome assembly. NCBI's taxonomy places the organism in Eukaryota, Viridiplantae, Streptophyta, Magnoliopsida, Malpighiales, Linaceae.